Messenger RNA from Gadus chalcogrammus (walleye pollock), 474 nucleotides. RefSeq names its product placenta-specific gene 8 protein-like. The coding region runs from base 28 to 342 and encodes 104 amino acids. Gene Ontology annotation, biological process: positive regulation of transcription by RNA polymerase II. The transcript has 5 exons. The record is from RefSeq and is a predicted model, not a curated record. NCBI's taxonomy places the organism in Eukaryota, Metazoa, Chordata, Actinopteri, Gadiformes, Gadidae.
UCUCCAACACCUCUGUUUCAGUCGAUCAUGGCAGUGACGCACCAACCGGGCCGAUUCCCCCCCUCUGAGUUUCAGACGGGACUCUGCUCCUUUUUCAGUGACUGCGGCACUUGCUUCUAUGGGCUGUGUUGCUUCCCAUGCCUUGGCUGCACCAUCGCCAGUGAUAUGGAUGAGUGCUGCCUGUGUGGUAUGACCAUGGCCAUGCGUAGUGUGUACAGGACUAAGUACAACAUCAAUGGCUCUCUAUGCAAUGACUUCAUGACGUAUAUGUGCUGUCAAAUAUGUGGUACUUGUCAGCUGAAGAGAGAUAUCGAUUUGAGAAAGGAACAGGGCAUUUUCUGAUUUCAGCAUUUUCUGAUUUCACAUUGAGGUGCAGGCCAUGCGGCCUGUGUGAGUGAGCCAAUAUCCCAAUGAAUAUAUUCACAUGUAAAAGAAAAUGUAUUGUGUAACUACACUGAAUAAAAUCUAUGUUUG